Aspergillus chevalieri is the source of this 465-nucleotide messenger RNA. RefSeq lists its product as uncharacterized. The transcript is spliced from 2 exons. NCBI's taxonomy places the organism in Eukaryota, Fungi, Ascomycota, Eurotiomycetes, Eurotiales, Aspergillaceae. The record is from RefSeq and is a predicted model, not a curated record. The coding region runs from base 1 to 465 and encodes 154 amino acids.
AUGGUCUUCUCAAACCUCUUACUCGCGGGUCGUAACCUGACCAGAAGACUCUGGAGCAAGGCAUCCUCACUUUGUCGUCAUGCAGCCUUUGGCUUCAACUGGUUUGCACACAAUUUCUCGGACCUGGUUAAGAAAGCCUUGAAAUUUUUCUUGCGUCCCGGAGUCAUUGGCGUUGUCGCUUUCGCUGUUGCUCUGGGAGUCCUGUUGGGUCUUGGUUUUGGAACUGCUGGAAUCGCUGCGUGUUCAUUCCUCUUUCUCUGUUCCUCAGGUAAGGUGCAAGUGGCUGAUUUUGAGUCACUAUUCGCAGGCUCUGCCGCCGCGGCUUUUCAGUUCUUUGCUUACGGCGCGUUUACUCCGGCUGGUGGUAUCUUUCCGGGUUUGACGAGUAUAGUGAUGACGGGUUGUACCCUUCUUUUGCUGUGGUUUCUGUUGCUGUUGUUGGAAUGGUUGUUGCGGUUGUCGUGA